AUGAAUUUUGAAACUUCCAGAUGCGCUACCCUACAGUACUGCCCCGACCCUUACAUCCAGCGUUUCGUAGAAACCCCAGCUCAUUUCUCUUGGAAAGAAAGUUAUUACCGAUCCGCCAUGUCACAGAGCACCCAGACAAGUGAGUUCCUCAGCCCAGAGGUGUUCCAGCAUAUUUGGGACUUUCUGGAACAGCCUAUAUGUUCAGUGCAGCCCAUCGACUUGAACUUUGUGGAUGAGCCGUCAGAAAAUGGUGCAACAAACAAGAUUGAGAUUAGCAUGGAUUGCAUUCGAAUGCAAGACUCAGACUUCAGUGACCCCAUGUGGCCACAGUACACAAACCUGGGGCUCCUGAACAGCAUGGACCAGCAGAUUCAGAACGGCUCCUCGUCCACCAGCCCCUACAACACAGACCACGCACAGAACAGCGUGACGGCGCCCUCGCCCUAUGCGCAGCCCAGCUCUACCUUCGACGCCCUCUCUCCGUCCCCCGCCAUUCCCUCCAACACAGAUUACCCAGGCCCACACAGCUUCGAUGUGUCCUUCCAGCAGUCAAGCACCGCCAAGUCAGCCACCUGGACGUAUUCCACCGAAUUGAAGAAGCUGUACUGCCAAAUUGCAAAGACAUGCCCCAUCCAGAUCAAGGUGAUGACCCCACCCCCACAGGGCGCUGUCAUCCGUGCCAUGCCUGUCUACAAGAAAGCUGAGCAUGUCACUGAGGUUGUGAAACGGUGCCCUAACCAUGAGCUGAGCCGCGAGUUCAAUGAGGGACAGAUUGCUCCUCCUAGUCAUUUGAUUCGAGUAGAAGGAAACAGCCAUGCCCAGUAUGUAGAAGACCCUAUCACGGGAAGGCAGAGUGUGCUGGUCCCUUAUGAGCCACCACAGGUUGGCACCGAAUUCACAACAGUCCUGUACAAUUUCAUGUGUAACAGCAGCUGUGUCGGAGGAAUGAACCGCCGUCCAAUUUUAAUCAUCGUUACCUUGGAAACCAGAGAUGGGCAAGUCCUGGGCCGACGGUGCUUUGAGGCCCGGAUCUGUGCUUGCCCAGGAAGAGACAGGAAGGCAGAUGAAGACAGCAUCAGAAAGCAGCAAGUGUCGGACAGCGCAAAGAACGGUGAUGGUACGAAGCGCCCGUUCCGUCAGAAUACACACGGCAUCCAGAUGACCUCCAUCAAGAAACGAAGAUCGCCAGAUGACGAACUGCUGUACUUACCGGUGAGAGGUCGCGAGACUUAUGAAAUGUUGCUGAAGAUCAAAGAGUCCCUGGAGCUCAUGCAGUACCUUCCCCAGCACACGAUUGAAACUUACAGGCAACAGCAGCAGCAGCAGCACCAGCACUUACUUCAGAAACAGACCUCGAUGCAGUCUCAGUCUUCAUAUGGUAACAGCUCUCCACCUCUGAACAAAAUGAACAGCAUGAACAAGCUGCCUUCCGUGAGCCAGCUUAUCAACCCACAGCAGCGCAACGCCCUCACCCCCACCACCAUGCCUGAGGGCAUGGGAACCAACAUUCCUAUGAUGGGCACUCACAUGCCAAUGGCUGGAGACAUGAAUGGACUCAGCCCCACCCAAGCCCUCCCUCCCCCACUCUCCAUGCCAUCCACCUCCCACUGCACCCCCCCACCUCCGUACCCCACGGAUUGCAGCAUUGUCAGUUUCUUAGCAAGGUUGGGCUGUUCAUCAUGUCUGGACUAUUUCACGACCCAGGGGCUGACCACCAUCUAUCAGAUUGAGCAUUACUCCAUGGAUGAUUUGGCAAGUCUGAAGAUCCCCGAGCAGUUCCGACAUGCCAUCUGGAAGGGUAUCCUGGACCACAGGCAGCUGCAUGACUUCUCCUCGCCUCCUCAUCUCCUGAGGACCCCAAGUGGUGCCUCCACAGUCAGCGUGGGCUCCAGCGAGACCCGGGGUGAACGCGUGAUUGACGCUGUGCGCUUUACCCUCCGCCAGACCAUCUCUUUCCCACCCCGCGACGAGUGGAACGACUUCAACUUUGACCUGGAUUCUCGACGCAACAAGCAGCAGCGCAUCAAAGAGGAAGGGGAAUGA
Molecule: messenger RNA, 2043 nt
Organism: Psammomys obesus (fat sand rat)
Lineage: Eukaryota; Metazoa; Chordata; Mammalia; Rodentia; Muridae
Gene: Tp63
Product: tumor protein p63
Exons: 14
Coding region: 1-2043 (680 amino acids)
Biological process (GO): regulation of transcription by RNA polymerase II; apoptotic process; protein tetramerization
Cellular component (GO): nucleus
Molecular function (GO): protein binding; DNA-binding transcription factor activity, RNA polymerase II-specific; RNA polymerase II cis-regulatory region sequence-specific DNA binding
Source: RefSeq, a predicted model, not a curated record